AUGCCCCCCUCACUCCUCACCACCCUCUUCCGCCCAGCCCCCCUCUUCUCCCUCGCCGCCCUCCUCCGCCUCGUCCUCCUCCUCUACGGCACCUGGCAAGACGCCCACUCCGCCGUCAAGUACACCGACAUCGACUACCUCGUCUUCACCGACGCCGCCCGCUCCGUCUCCCGCGGCCUCAGCCCCUACGCCCGGGAAACGUACCGCUACACGCCCCUCCUCGCCUGGCUCCUCGUCCCCACCGCCAGCCCGCGCCUCUUCUCCUUCGGCAAGGUCGUCUUCGCGCUCGCGGACCUGCUCGCCGGAUGGCUCAUCGUCAGGGUCCUCCGGAAACAGCGCGGGAUGAGCGCCGAGCGGGCCGGCGCGUUUGCCGCCAUCUGGCUGUGGAACCCGAUGGUCGCCACGAUCAGCACCAGGGGCAGCUCGGAGGGCUUGCUGGGCGUCUUGACCAUGGCGCUGCUGUGGGCUGUGGAGGGGAGGAGGAUCGGGGUGGCCGGCUUGAUUUUGGGAUUGAGCGUGCACUUCAAGAUAUACCCUUUCAUUUAUGCGCCGGCCAUCAUCUGGUGGAUGGACGAUGAGCAUCUGGGCAAGAAGAAGACGUCGAAGCCUCCAGCGGCGCUCGCGGAGGCUGUACUACGCCUCGUCUCUCCCGAGAGGAUAAAGCUUACGCUCAUCAGCCUAUCAACCUUUAUGGGACUCAACGUUCUCAUGUACUACAUCUACGGCACCCCCUUUCUCACCCAUUCCUACUUCCACCACGUCACCCGCAUCGACCACCGCCACAACUUCUCCCCGUACAACAUCUACCUCUACCUCGCCUCCGCCAACCCGUCCUCCAGCUCCCUCCAUGCCUUCCUCCCCCAGCUGCUCCUCUCGUGCCUCCUCAUCCCCUUUGUCCUCGCCAAGAAGGAUCUCGCCACGUCCAUGAUGGCACAGACUUUUGCCUUUGUCACCUUUAACAAGGUCUGCACUUCACAGUACUUCCUCUGGUAUAUGAUCUUUCUGCCUCUCUAUCUUCCUGGAUCAUCCAUGCUGCGUGACCCCAGGCGCGGCAUCACCGCACUGCUACUUUGGGUCCUGGGCCAGGCUGCUUGGUUACAGCAAGGGUACGAGCUGGAAUUCUUGGGGGUUAGCACCUUCUUUCCUGGGUUAUGGCUCGCCUCAUUGGCCUUCUUCCUCAUCAACUGCUGGAUAUUGGGCAUCAUCAUCAGCGAUGGGGCGGAGAGGAGCAUUCAGAAGGUGCAUACUUCAUAG
This is a messenger RNA of Trichoderma reesei QM6a, 1254 nucleotides long. RefSeq names its product glycosyltransferase family 50. Lineage: Eukaryota; Fungi; Ascomycota; Sordariomycetes; Hypocreales; Hypocreaceae. Gene Ontology annotation, biological process: GPI anchor biosynthetic process. The record is from RefSeq and is a predicted model, not a curated record. Gene Ontology annotation, molecular function: GPI mannosyltransferase activity; alpha-1,4-mannosyltransferase activity. The transcript is spliced from 3 exons. Gene Ontology annotation, cellular component: membrane; glycosylphosphatidylinositol-mannosyltransferase I complex. Bases 1 to 1254 code for a protein of 417 amino acids.